Molecule: messenger RNA, 3513 nt
Organism: Oryzias melastigma (Indian medaka)
Lineage: Eukaryota; Metazoa; Chordata; Actinopteri; Beloniformes; Adrianichthyidae
Gene: slc24a4b
Product: solute carrier family 24 member 4b
Biological process (GO): intracellular calcium ion homeostasis; calcium ion transmembrane transport
Cellular component (GO): membrane
Molecular function (GO): calcium, potassium:sodium antiporter activity; calcium channel activity
Source: RefSeq, a predicted model, not a curated record
UUGAUCUGAUGAGGGACUCGUGGGGAAGGGGAGGCGCCCGCGUCAGGGAGAGCGGAAGGCACGACCGCCAGUGCCCGAAUCCUACAAUCAAACUUGAUGAGCUCCGAUCGGUUUCACUUAACGGGCGCAGGUGCGUGGGAUUUGUGAUUCGGCACAGCUGAGCGACUCCGCGCUCCUGGCAGGACACUGACGCAUCUUAUGCAAAACAGACACCGGACGGCUGGAGGGGGAGAAGAAGGAGAGGAAAAAAUGCUCCUCGGGACAGGACGCACGCUGCCAUGAGACCAGCACCCAUCCUUUGACGGAAUCCGAAUUCAGGAAUUGAUUUGGAUUCCCAAAUCGGAAUUUGACCGCCCUGUCAUUGCCCUGCUCUGUUCUGUUCUCCACCCCAGCUGCUGAAACGAGCCGUUCCCUCCAUCUGCGCUCUGGAAAUGAGGACUGAGUGAGGAAUUCAAGAGGCAGUUUCUUUCAAGGACGCAUACAAGAAAUUAACCCCCCAAAAAGUGCUCGAAGAAUGGAGCAGGACGACGCGGCCGGCCCGUCCAAAAAGACAAUCAUCGCCAAGAUAUUUAAAGUUCGGAAGAGGAGGGAGAUGCUGUUCGUCCAGGUGUGCUUCAUCUGCAGUGUCCUCUUCGUGGCGUGGAGCAUGUCGGCGCUGCUGACCAAGACAGGGCAUGGCAUGGCGGUUAAGGGACAUCCGGACCUCGAUCACUUGGGGAGACGGCUGUUGGCGUUAUCGGAUAACGAGACGGAGCCAAAGAACUGCUCAGAGCCAGCGAUACACGAGUUCCCCGACGACCUUUUCUCCAACGAUGAGCGGAAGAGUGGAGCUGUUCUGCUGCACAUCGUGGCGACUCUCUACAUGUUCCUGGCUCUUGCAAUCACAUGUGAUGAAUACUUUGUUACAUCACUGGAGAAAAUUUGUGAGAAACUAGACCUGAGUGAGGAUGUUGCCGGAGCCACGUUCAUGGCAGCUGGCAGUUCAGCACCAGAGCUUUUUGCAUCCGUCAUCGGUGUCUUCAUCACCCACGGUGACGUCGGGGUGGGGACCAUCGUCGGCUCAGCGGUUUUUAACAUCCUAUGCAUCAUUGGUGUGUGCGGGAUCUUUGCAGGACAGGUGGUCAUGCUGACCCGGUGGGCGGUUUUCAGGGACUCCUUCUACUACAUCCUCUCAGUCGUGGCUUUGAUUGCAUUCAUCUAUGACGAGAAGAUCGACUGGUGGGAGAGUUUGGUGUUGGUGGUCAUGUAUGCAGGAUACAUCCUCGUCAUGAAAUUCAACUCCAGCAUGCAAAGGUUUUUCACAGGGAAGUCCAACAAAAACGUGGCCAACGGUAACGCUGCAGCCAGCAGUGAGAUGGAGGACGUCAAACCGUCCAAAGCGUACAGUCGUGGCUCCGUGGUCAUGGUGGAUGAAAUCAUGAACGCCAGCCCGUCAAAGUUCCGGUUUCCCGAGGCGGGCCUCCGUGUCAUGGUCACCAGUCACUUCGGACCCAGAACCCGUCUGCGGAUGGCCAGUCGUCUCAUCAUCACAGAGCGUCAGAAGUUGGUGCAGACGGCCAACGGAGUCGAGACACAAGUGAUUGAUGGGAAGGUGGAGAUCGAGAACGGAAACGUGCCGGAGGACAAACCCACUGAAGCCGAGGAAAACGACACCAUCUCGCCGUUUCAUGUUCCAAGAGGCAUCGGCAGCAAACUGAAAUGGUUGUUGUCGUGGCCUCUGCUCAGGGUCUCGUCUCGGGCAGCUCCUCCCCCUCCUCCAGCUUUGAACCGAGUCCUCUGGCAUGACUUUUGGGCGUCGGGGACAGUUCACUUCCUGUCACUUUAACCCUCAUCUGCUCGAUCAGAACUGCUUUGCUUUAUAUAUUUAAAAAAAAAAAAAAAUGUGGGGACACUCGGAGUGUCGGGAUGUAUCACAGUCCAGAUCCGCUGACUCAGAGGGGGGGUCAUGCAUCUGCACCAGUGCACAAUGUAAAUUUGUAAACACUUUUUUUGUAUAUUUUUUCAGAAUCGAGGUUUUGUCUAGAGUUUUUUUUGGGGGGGAAAAAUACGGAAAGCUUGUUUAAAAAAAAUAUAUCAGACAUUGCUUGUCUUUCACAGAAAUUGCACAUGAAAAAACGCUUUUGUCUUGAGAUUUUCGCCUCUCACCGUCCAGCUUUGAGUUAAAUCUGGAAAAAAAAUAAUGGAAUCACGUCGGUUUGCAGCAGUCUGGAGUUGUCCAGCGAAUGCAAAGAAACGAGAGUUUUGUCUGUCUGCUGCUGCAGGUUUAACAAACCCGGAUAUCAGGGAAUCUCCGAAGGCGAAGAAGGUCAACGGUGUCAUGGCUUUGAGUUACAUGUAGAUAUUGCACUUUAACAGCCGUCCUCCCAUCCGAAAUCCACCAGUGCUUCCUCCUGUGCGUGUGUACUCCGUGUACGUGUCCGUGUGACUGUUUGGGUAUGCGAGAACACUGUGCAAGCUCGGUUCAGGCCUCUCCAAAAAAGACUCGAUCCUCUCCGGUGUCAGCACAUCCGACUGCAGUGCAUGCUGGGACGCGGCUCCUUUGAGAGAGGUUUCUCCACGGAUACUGCCCGGCCCGGUUUCACAAAAAAAAAAAAUUUGGCAGCUACGUCGGACAUGAUGCAAAAAGGAGGAGUCUGUGACAGAGGUGCGUUUCAGAGUGUCGUCCACUCCCCCCCCUUGCCACAUCGGAGGCGGAGGGCUCUUGUAUAUGCAAUUUAAGUGUAAAUUUAUGUGACGGAAGCCCCCCCCCCCCUACACUGCAAGGCUGCCAUACAAAGACUGGGCCUCCUGUGGAGAUGUGACGUCAGUUUGUCCGUACUUGAUGUGUGAGCUCACAGAUGAGGAACUGGGCGCGCAGGAAACCACUUAUUUUUCCCAACAUGCACUUCUCUUCUUGCACAAGGGCAUUGAAGCUUUCGGGAAGAGGGGAACGCAGGACUUUGUCCCUCUUUGAGCUGCUCCUCAUCCUGGUUUGAAACGGCCGUGCUGAUUGGAUGGAGGCAUCCACACCGUUUUUUUUUUUUUAAUGCCUUCUGAGAAGAAAGCAUGUUGGUACUGUACUCUCGUUGAUUCAGAAUGUGGAGUUCUUUUGAGUGAUCACAGCGAUGGAAAUGCUGCGCUUUUGUUCCAGUCCUGGAGUGAGUUCUCACCGUUUGGAACAAACUUCCUUUUUUCUUUCAGGAAAUUGGGACUUGGAUGCCAUAUUCUUGUAGCUCUGCAGAAACCCAGAUUGUAUGGAAAUCCUGUGUACAAAAUCCUCUGGAGAGGACGGGUGUGUUCCGACUAAACGCGACCUGAUGCACUGUGAGCUCAAUGUGAUGUGGGAGUUGUUUGUCAAGAAUAAUGAUGAAAAAUAUAUUUAAUGUAAAGAUAGUUGCUAUAAAACAUUAAUGAGGACAUCUGUAUAACUUAUAUGAAUGUAUUGUCUUGCUAUACUGGACAUAUCCAACCAAUGCAUUUUACUGUAAAGCAAUAAUGUGAAGAAAAAAAUAAAACGAAGAAAUAAUUCCUGUA